AUGCCAAUGCGCCUCCACCUCCACCUCCUCGUCCUCCUCGCCACCGCAGCCGCGGUGGCGGGGGCUGCCGGUGGCGCGGCCACGGCCGGCGCGGACGCGGACGCCCUGCUGGCGGCGAAGGCGGCGCUGUCGGACCAGGCCGGCGCGCUCGCGUCCUGGACGAACGCCACCGCCCCCUGCGCGUGGUCCGGCGUGACGUGCAACGCGCGCGCCGCGGUCAUCGGGCUGGACCUCUCCGGCCGGAACCUCUCGGGCCCGGUCCCCGCCGCGCUAUCCGGCCUCGCGCACCUCGCGCGCCUCGACCUCGCCGCGAACGCGCUGUCCGGCCCCAUCCCGGCGCCGCUGUCCAGGCUGCAGUCCCUCACCCACCUCAACCUCUCCAACAACGUGCUCAACGGCACCUUCCCGCCGCCGCUCGCGCGCCUGCGCGCGCUCCGGGUGCUCGACCUCUACAACAACAACCUCACCGGCCCGCUCCCGCUCGAGGUCGUCGCGUUGCCGAUGCUCCGCCACCUCCACCUCGGCGGCAACUUCUUCUCCGGCGAGAUCCCGCCCGAGUACGGCCGGUGGCGGAGGCUGCAGUACCUCGCCGUCUCCGGGAACGAGCUGUCGGGGAAGAUCCCUCCGGAGCUCGGCUGCCUCACCAGCCUCAGGGAGCUCUACAUUGGCUACUACAACAGCUACUCUGGCGGGAUUCCGCCGGAGCUCGGCAACAUGACGGAUCUCGUCCGCCUCGACGCCGCCAACUGCGGGCUCUCCGGCGAGAUUCCGCCGGAGCUUGGGAAUCUCGCCAACCUCGACACGCUCUUCCUUCAGGUGAACGGGCUCGCCGGCGCCAUCCCGCCGGAGCUGGGGCGGCUCAGGAGCCUCAGCUCGCUGGACCUGUCCAACAACGCGCUCACCGGCGAGAUUCCAUCGACCUUCGCCGCGCUCAAGAACCUCACUUUGCUCAACCUCUUCCGCAACAAGCUCAGGGGCAGCAUCCCCGAGCUCGUCGGCGACCUGCCCAGCCUCGAGGUGCUGCAGCUCUGGGAGAACAACUUCACCGGCGGCAUCCCGCGCCGUCUCGGCCGCAACGGACGGCUCCAGCUGGUCGACCUCUCGUCCAACAGGCUCACCGGCACCCUCCCGCCGGAGCUCUGCGCCGGGGGCAAGCUGGAGACGCUCAUCGCGCUCGGCAACUUCCUCUUCGGCUCAAUCCCGGAAUCGCUGGGGAAAUGCGAGGCACUCUCCCGCAUCCGCCUCGGCGAGAACUACCUCAACGGCUCCAUCCCGGAAGGUCUCUUUGAGCUGCCGAAUCUGACGCAGGUUGAGCUGCAGGACAACCUCCUGUCCGGCGGCUUCCCGGCGGUGACCGGCACCGGCGCGCCGAAUCUGGGGGCCAUCACUCUCUCCAAUAACCAGCUCACCGGCGCGCUACCGGCGUCCAUUGGGAAUUUCUCAGGUUUGCAAAAAUUGCUUCUUGACCAGAAUGCAUUCACCGGCGCAGUACCGCCGGAGAUUGGCCGGCUGCAGCAGUUGUCUAAGGCUGACCUGAGCGGCAAUGUGCUUGACGGCGGUGUGCCGCCGGAGAUUGGGAAAUGCCGGUUGCUCACCUUCCUGGACCUCAGCCGGAACAACCUGUCCGGGGAGAUACCGCCGGCCAUCUCCGGCAUGCGAAUUCUCAACUACCUGAACCUGUCCCGGAACCACCUUGAUGGAGAGAUACCGGCAACCAUUGCUGCAAUGCAGAGCCUCACGGCCGUCGACUUCUCAUACAACAACCUGUCUGGCCUCGUGCCGGCAACUGGGCAGUUCAGCUACUUCAAUGCGACUUCCUUCGUCGGCAACCCGGGGCUGUGUGGGCCGUACCUUGGACCAUGCCAUUCUGGUGGUGCCCGCACGGGCCAUGGAGCACACACCCAUGGUGGCAUGUCCAAUACCUUCAAGUUGCUCAUCGUCCUCGGCUUGCUUGUCUGCUCCAUUGCGUUUGCUGCCAUGGCAAUCUUGAAGGCCCGGUCACUGAAGAAGGCCAGCGAGGCGCGUGGCCAUCUCCACUGGGACACUCGAUACAAGAUCGCUGUUGAGGCUGCCAAGGGGCUCAGCUACCUCCACCAUGAUUGUUCACCACCGAUCCUGCAUCGUGAUGUUAAAUCAAACAACAUUCUGCUUGAUUCGGAUUUUGAGGCACACGUUGCUGAUUUCGGGCUGGCCAAGUUCUUGCUGGACUCUGGCGCAUCACAGUGUAUGUCUGCCAUUGCUGGUUCCUAUGGCUAUAUUGCUCCAGAGUAUGCAUAUACCCUCAAGGUCGAUGAGAAGAGCGAUGUCUACAGCUUUGGUGUUGUGCUUCUUGAGCUGGUCACCGGAAAGAAGCCAGUAGGUGAGUUUGGGGACGGCGUCGACAUUGUCCAGUGGGUCAAGACGAUGACGGAUGCAAACAAGGAGCAGGUGAUCAAGAUCAUGGACCCCAGGCUGUCAACCGUGCCAGUGCACGAGGUGAUGCACGUCUUCUAUGUCGCGCUCCUCUGCGUCGAGGAGCAGAGCGUGCAGAGGCCUACGAUGCGGGAGGUGGUGCAGAUGCUCAGCGAGCUUCCGAAGCCAGCUGCAAGGCAAGGAGACGAACCUCCCAGCGUUGGUGAUGAUGGUUCCGCCGCGCCGUCUGAUCCUCCAGCAGCUGAUGGAUCUGUUGAAGCGCCGCAUGAUGAAGCCACCAAAGAGCAGCAGCAGCAACCGAGCUCCCAGUCUUCGCCGACUACUGAUCUCAUCAGCAUGUGA
This is a messenger RNA of Miscanthus lutarioriparius, 2754 nucleotides long. The record is from the annotation of a GenBank genome assembly. NCBI's taxonomy places the organism in Eukaryota, Viridiplantae, Streptophyta, Magnoliopsida, Poales, Poaceae.